CAGGGGAGAGAAGGAUAAGAGGUUGAGAAGGAGAGGAGGGGAGAGUGAUGGGAAUAGGGAGAGGAAAACAAACAGAAGGGAGUGGAAUGGGGGCCACUACAGGGAGCACCCGAUGAACCAGGACAGAAAGGGUUAGGAGCACCUAGCAAGCCAAGACCAAGGGUCAGGAGCACCUGGAGUCCCAGGGGAGCUGGCCGGAGUAAAGGGGAGAUAGUGAAGUGCAAUGGUCUAGAGCGACAAAGGGACUAGAAGGAGGAGACCCAGAAAUGGGGCUUUGAAACUGUGCAGUGUGAUAAAGACAAAAAUGAGGUGGCAGUCUCAGGAGGCUCUGACCAUAUAGCCUGGGAAGGGAGGUGGGGGACGUUAAAUCAUGCUGGGCUCCAUGAGGGCACAGGAUAUGUGCUUUCAUCAAAGCUUGUCUCAUUCCAUCUUCACAUCAGCCCCGGAGAUGAGUGCUGUUGGUAUCGUUUUUUCACAGAUGGGGUAACUGAGACUCAGAAAAGUGAAGUAACUUGUCCAAGGUCACAGAGCAGGUGAGCACCCAGGUUGGCGCUAUGGCGGGGCUGGGUACCUGGAGCCUGACCAGAGUGGUCCUGAUCGUCCUUCUCCUCCCUGGAAGCCUUGCCGAGUGUGGGCACAUCAGCCUCUCAGACUCCAUCGUCCGCCUGGGGGAUCCCGUCACAGCCUCCUGCGUCAUUGGCCAGAACUGCAACCACCUGGACCCAGAGUCAGAGAUUCUGUGGAAACUGGAAUCAGAGCUUCAACCUGGAGGAAGACAGCAGCGCCUACCUGAUGGGACCCGGGUGUCCACCAUUACCCUGCCCCACCUCAACCACACUCAGGCACGUCUCUCCUGCUGCAUUCUCUGGGGCAACAGCCUGCAGAUCCUGGACCAAGUAGAGCUGCAGGCAGGCUAUCCUCCCCCAACACCGUACAACCUGUCCUGCCUCAUGAACCUCACAACCAAUAGCUUCAUCUGCCAGUGGGAGCCAGGACCGGACCCUCAUCUGCCCACCAACUUCACCCUAAAGAGCUUCAAGAGCCGGGGCAAAUGCCAGACCCAAGAGGAGCCCAUUCAGGAAUGUGUGCCUGAGGCCAGGCAAAGUCACUGCUCCAUCCAACGAAAACACCUACUGUUGUACCAGAGUCUGGUCGUCUGGGUGCAGGCAGAGAAUGCACUGGGGACCAGCUUGUCCCCACAAAUGUGCUUUCAUCCCAUAGACCUCGUGAAACUGGAGCCCCCCACACUGGGGACCCUGGACCCCAGCCCUGAGGGGGCCCCAGCCCAGCCAGACUGUCUGUGCUUUCACUGGGAGUCAUGGAAGCCAAGCCUGUACAUGGAACAGAAGUGUGAGCUGCGCUACCAGCCACAGCUUGGAGAAGCCAGCUGGGCCCUGGUGACCCCCUUGCCCUCCAGGACCCUCCACCACAAGCUCUGUGGCCUUCUCCCAGCCACAGCCUACACCCUGCAGAUGCGCUGCACCCGCUGGCCCCUGCCAGGCCACUGGAGUGACUGGAGUCCCAGCCUGGAGCUGAAAACCACAGAACGGGCCCCAAUCGUCAGACUGGACACAUGGUGGCGGCAGAGGCAGCUGGACCCCAGGACUGUGAAUGUGCAGCUGUUCUGGAAGCCAAUGCCCCUGGAGGAAGACAGUGGGCGGAUCCAAGGGUACCUGGUUUCCUGGAGACCCUCAGGCCAGGUUGGGGCAGUCCAACUCUGCAACACCACUGAGUUAAACUGCACUUUCCACCUGCCUUUGGAAGCCUGGGAGGUGGCCCUUGUGGCCUACAACACAGGCGGGAACUCUCACCCCACCUCCGUGGUCUUCAUGGAGAGCAGAGGCCCACCACUGGCCAGACUCCAUGCCGUGGCCCGAGAUCCUCACAGCAUCUGGGUGGGCUGGGACUCCCCCAGCUCCCAGCCUCAGGCCUACGUGAUUGAGUGGGGUCUGGGUCCCCCCAGCCCCAGUGGCAGCAAUAAAACCUGGAGGAUGGAGCAUAAUGGGAACAUCACAGGGACUUUGCUACAAGAGAACAUCAAGCCCUUUGAGCUCUAUGAGAUCACUGUGACACCGCUGUACCAGGACACCAUGGGACCCUCCCAGCACAUCUAUGCCUACUCUCAAGAGAAGGCCCCCUCCCAUGCUCCAGAGCUGCAUCUAAAGCACAUUGGCAAGACCUGGGCCGAGCUGGAGUGGGUGCCUGAGGCCCCUGAGCUGGGGAAGAGCCCCCUUACACACUAUACCAUCUUCUGGACCAAGGCUCAGAAGCAAUCUUUCUCCACCGUCCUGAAUGCCUCUUCCUGGAACUUUGUCCUCCGUGGCCUGGAGCCUGCCAGCUUGUAUCAUGUUCACCUCAUGGCCACCAGCCGGGGCGGGGCCACCAACAAUACAGGCCUCACCCUGAUGACCUUGGCCCUGGAUGAGUCUGAGCUGCACAUCCUCCUGGGUCUGUUUGCCCUUCUGCUCUUGCUCAUCUCCCUCUGUGGGGCUGCCUGGCUCUGCUGUAGUCCCAGCAGGAAGAAUCAUCUCUGGCCAAGUGUCCCAGACCCAGCCCGUAGCAGCCUGAGCGCCUGGGUGCCCACUAUCAUGGCAGAGGAGACCUUCCAGCUGCCCAGCCUUCGGGACCCCAGCAUGCCCCCCAUCGCCAAGAUCACAGUGCUGGAGGAGGAGGAGAAGAAGCCAGGGCCCUGGGAGUCCAGUGACAACUCGGGGACCUGUGGCGUCCCCACCCUGGUCCAGGCCUAUGUGCUUCAGGGGGGACCAAGAGAAGCUUCCACUCAGCCCCAGCCCCAGUCUAGCACCAAUGACCAGGUCCUUUAUGGGCAGGUGUUGGAGAGCCCCACAAGCCCAGGGCCAGGGCACUACCUCCGCUGUGACUCCACUCAGCCCCUCUUGGGGGGCCUCACCCCCAGCCCCAAGUCCUAUGAGAACCUCUGGUUCCAGACCAGCCCUCUGGGAGCCCCAGUGUCCCCAUCCCCAAGCCAGGAGGAUGACUGUAUCUUUGGGCCACUGCUGGACUUCCCCCUGCUACAGGGCCUCCGGAUUCAUGGGGUGGAGGGAAUGGGAGGCUUUUAGGGCUUCCUGGGACUGCCCCAUCUGGCUGGGCCUGCCCCCUGAGGGGCCUGGGCUGUCUACAAGAGAGGGUCUGGUCAGUAAGCUAAAAACCACCCCAGUCUCAGGAAUGCCAGAGGCUCCUCUCAGUCUCCUAUAUUCCUGGUCUCCAUCACCCCUCUGCAUAUGUCCUGUCUCUGUGGACUGGGCCUCCCAGGCAACCUGCACACUUUAAGAAUGUGCAGCCCCACCCACUAGCCUUUUGUACUUGCUUCCUGUAAUUUUGGUCUCUUAAACUGUUUUUUUCUUUCUUAAGAAA
Messenger RNA from Trichechus manatus latirostris (Florida manatee), 3372 nucleotides. RefSeq names its product colony stimulating factor 3 receptor (gene CSF3R). NCBI's taxonomy places the organism in Eukaryota, Metazoa, Chordata, Mammalia, Sirenia, Trichechidae. Gene Ontology annotation, molecular function: cytokine binding; cytokine receptor activity. The coding region runs from base 555 to 3077 and encodes 840 amino acids. The record is from RefSeq and is a predicted model, not a curated record. Gene Ontology annotation, cellular component: external side of plasma membrane; membrane; signaling receptor complex. Gene Ontology annotation, biological process: cytokine-mediated signaling pathway. The transcript has 16 exons.